This is a messenger RNA of Penicillium odoratum, 2361 nucleotides long. RefSeq lists its product as uncharacterized. The record is from RefSeq and is a predicted model, not a curated record. The transcript has a single exon. NCBI's taxonomy places the organism in Eukaryota, Fungi, Ascomycota, Eurotiomycetes, Eurotiales, Aspergillaceae. Bases 1 to 2361 code for a protein of 786 amino acids.
AUGGCUAGCCAACAAGUUGAUGCACUUGCGUCGCGAUGGGAGAUAUCAGCCGAUGCUGUAUACUCAGUAUAUCCCGAACAGGGCCACGCCUCGCACAACUCGUUGCCACACAUUGUUUUCAAUGACCCUAGGCUUCCUUGGGAAUCCAUCGGUAGCCGUAAGGGUGAGCAAUAUUUACCUAAAGAUGCCGACCAGAAUCGUGUUCCAUGGCUUGCCUGUCUCGUUUUCAGCCCCGACGAGCUGACAAUUCCCAAGGCAGAGAUGGAGGCCAUUUUUGAGCCAACUAGCAUAAAAAGCAAGGCAAAACAGACAGAGUCACUCGCCAUCCGGUUGCCUGUUGGCGACCUCCCCGAGCUUGGCAAGGGAUCCACUUGGGUGCCUUCCUUGGAGAUUGAUUCAACCGAGCGUGGGCUAGAGACGGGGGUGAUCUUACCCACAGUGGCCCUAUUUAACGGCCUCUUCGGAUUCUACGAUGAGGAGGGGAAAGGGCCGCUGCCCUCGCCGAUGGGGGGGCCAGAUAUCUCACGAUAUCGCUUUCUAGCCCAUUUGAUGCGCAUGAAUACAACUGGAAUGGCUCACGCUGACCGCUCGGAUGAUCAGUUCAGUCGUGAUUUCAGCGUUCUCGUGGCGAACCGCGUGGGCCCGCUUGAGGGGAACCAGGCCAGUCCAAUGAUUGCCCAUAUCGUGGCGCUCGAGGGGCUAGAAUCGUUUAAACGAUUCCCCCUGGCGAUGUCUAAAGAUAUUAGUGCACUUCCAGCGCGUGUUGCUCUUGUGUCAUUGUACAGCUGGUCCUUCACCUACAUGCCUCCAAACUCGUUAAGUGUCAAGGCUACGUUCCAAAACCUCGCGGACAACAGCGCAAUGCUCAAGCCCAUAAUUUCCCAAGACAAAAAGGAUAAUUCAGAUCCUGCCGUGAAACCGAUGUUUCAACGCCUUGAAAAUGGCUAUACGAUCAUCCAAUAUCGAACACCCACUGGGGAGCAGACUGCUGCCCUGGCCCGCGGUCCCCUAACCCCUAAUCGCGUCCCGUACCUGGGUCAGAAUUGGUUUUCAAACAGCGGCAGCAAUCUGCAAAUUCUGGAUCCAGAGCUCGGUAUGAUGGACCUCACAUUCUCCACCGCGUGGUCGCUGGGUCGGAACCUAGCGCUGGCUGAUCAAGCGUUUACCAUGUCUUUGAUGCGCGUGCGCCGCCAGAUCAUGAAAUCGGCCACUGCUGAGGCUCGCCGUGAGAUGUUUCAUGCCACCAGAAAGUCCCACUAUUCUCGAAUUGAUCUUGCACAAGAAACAGAAAAACUCGUGGAUGGCGCGGUGACAGCGUCGCGCAACCUGGACAAUGAAUUUAACGAAUCAUCCUCGCCGGAUUGGAUGAUUGUUUUACGAUUCAUCCUGGAUCUAUACAACCUCGUUAAAAUACCUGCCCAUUACCUCCUGCUAGAUCAAAGCUUUUUACCGCAAGAGAUUCUGCGCUUCUUCUUCAUCGACCAUAACUGGAUCGAUGCUCUCGUCGAUGGAGCACUUAGCCUGGGCAAUCACGUAGGCACUGAUCAAAAUGAUGGUCCGGAUCCAGAUCCAAAGCCAGGCCAGGCCCACGAUCCUGCUCGCCGGUCAAUCAAGAAGGCUUUCAACCGUUUUUUAAAUGAACCCUCUUGUCUCGGGGAUUGUACGGCUAUCCCACGAUUUGGGUUUUUCAUGCGAUCGGAGGUGGUCUCCCAGUUUCCCGACCUCAAAGUAAAUGCGCAUCCAAAAUCGACGCAGAAAACUCCAUUCGCGCCAAUGCUGCUACGCCAUGAAAUAAUUGAUAAGGGUACGAUGCUUGGGUUUUUCAGUGAUGAGCUACUCAAGGACGGCGGCUUGCAGGAGCUGCGUUUCGAACUGCCGGGAUAUCAGCAGUACUUUGCCAUCGACGAACUUUCCACUUUUCAAAUAAAAAUUCAAUACAGGCGACCUUAUACAGGUGAUCACGAUAAAGACUCGAAUCAAAACGAAGCGGUUGCCGAGAUUUGCUGGCGCCGUAACGAGAGAGGGGCCCAAACGAGCGAGCCAGAUGUAAAAGUACGCCCGCCCAUCUUUGUUUGGGGUCUGACGCGGGAAAGCAACGAUCUACGCCUUCUACUCGUCGAACGGCUGGCAGAUGAUGUUUAUGAAACCAUCUACAAGGAGAUGGCCAAAACGCAUCCCAGGUCCUUUACUGAGACCAAGCCUACAUCUGCCAUGAUGGGCUUUCAACUCCUCAGUUCUUCAUGGCAAUUGAAUCUUGGCAAUAUGCCAGCACUGGCCGCUGCUGCCACACCGCUGAGUCUUGUGUCUGCAGCUCUUUCUUACCCCGGAUCUCCCGUGCCAGUUGCGUCGGGAACUAUCUAG